GAUGGGAUGUAAACAUCACGUGCCCAGAGUCACGUGUCCCGGGUCAGCUGUUCGCUCCUUCCCUCUUCACUGAUUCACUGCUUCAGUCCUUCGAGAUGGAGUUUCUUUACGGCAAUCCCUUCAGCACCCAAGUCGGGCAGCGGGUUGAACAAGCAACAGAUGGCUCUUUGCAGGCAGAGGAUUGGGGCCUCAACAUGGAGAUAUGUGAUAUCAUUAAUGAGACUGAGGAGGGACCAAAGGAUGCGAUCAGGGCCUUAAGGAAGAGACUUUCAGGAAACAAAAACUUUCGGGAGGUGAUGCUAUGCCUAACGGUUCUAGAAACCUGUGUGAAGAACUGUGGUCAUCGGUUCCACGUCAUGGUGGCAAGUCGGGACUUUGUGGAAGAUGUACUGGUAAAAACAAUUCUGCCUAAGAAUAAUCCACCCACUGUAGUGCAGGAUAAAGUUUUGAGCUUAAUCCAGGCUUGGGCAGAUGCAUUCCGGAGUACUCCAGACCUCACUGGUGUAGUGACUGUAUAUGAAGAACUGAGGAGGAAGGGACUUGAGUUUCCUAUGACUGACCUUGAUGCAUUGUCUCCCAUUCACACACCUCAACGAACUAUUCCUGAAAUUGAUCCAGCAGUCACACAAAAUUCUUCCCCAGUCCAACCAGCAAUGUUCCCGGUUUCUGAGCAGCCCAUCCCUGCAGUAUCCACUGAAGGUGGAAUAACUCCCUCCCUUGAACAGGUUGCUAAGCUGCGAAGUGAACUGGAUGUCGUUAAUGGUAACGUAAAGGUGAUGUCUGAAAUGUUGACCGAAAUGGUCCCGGGUCAAGAAGAUUCCUCUGAUCUGGAACUACUACAGGAGCUGAACAGAACAUGUCGGGCAAUGCAGCAGAGGAUCCUGGAGCUCAUUUCAAGAGUCUCCAAUGAGCAGGUGACAGAGGACCUAUUACAUGUUAAUGACAACCUCAAUAAUGUAUUUCUCCGUUAUGACAGGUUUGAAAGGUUCAGAACUGGACAGAAUACUACUAAUCGGGUGUCCAGUGAUUCAGAGAACACAGAAAAUUUAAUCAAUCUUACACCAAGCUCUCCAGCUGUUGUCACUCCAGUGACUGCCUCCAAUCUCUCAACACAGUUAGCAGGGCUCAGUAUUGCGGGAGAAAGUGUGAGUGGAACACUGAAGUCCUUGGAGAACAACAGUCAUCCAAAAACUGAAGAAGAAGAGUUUGACAUGUUUGCACAGACCAGAAGCAACUCAUUGGCUGACCAGCGCAAGAAUGUAAAGUAUGAAGAACCACAGGCAAUUGAAGGACUGGCUGGGGCUUUGGAUACUCGACAGCAGAACACUGGAGCGACGGAGAAUACACUGAAUGAGCCCACAAACAGAACAACAUUAGACAACUGGAUGUUAAACCAAGGAAUGAUUCCUGUCACUCAGACCAAUCUAAUGGAUGAUAUUGAACAGUGGUUGUCCACAGAUGUGAAAGGUGAAUUUGGAGAUGAUUCUGAAGGAGUAACAAGUGAAGAAUUUGAUAAAUUCCUGGAAGAGCGAGCAAAAGCAGCAGAACGCAUGCCAACCCUCCCGUCACCUCCCACAGAGGCUCCUGGCUCUGUUACUGUGACCAAAAAGAAGAAGCAGGAAAAGAUGGAGGAUGCCCUCUUUACACUGUGAGGUUUCAGGUCCACCCUCUAGCUGCCUGCCACCUUGAAUGAAGGAACACAUUGGGGCAUUCCUAUGCCCUUUCUCUUUCCCCUUCCCCGCCCUUUCUCCCAUCCCUUUUCCCCUUGCCUCCCUCUCUCUCCCACCCCCCACCCCUCAAAAAAAAACAGGGGACGGUACAAAAACAGAAUACAGUCUUUCCCAUGGAACUCUGUUUUGAGGUGGACCCUAUUUUAAAAUAUUUAUCCAUGAUGACUACAGCACCUAUAUUGUGGAUAAAGGUCAAGAUGUGACCCUUCGCUGAAGUUGUGGAGAUGCCAUCCAGUUAUAGAAUGAUGGUGUGGGCUGAUGGUACUUAAGUUCAAAAUAGGUGGUGUUAAAAUAAUUUAAACUGGAGAUCUGGGAGUACACUACUUUUUAUAUGUUUCCUCCUUAAAAAUCCAUGUACAUUUUAUUGUUUGUUCUUUUGUAUGCUGGUAUGAAAAAUGAUUUCUAAGCAUUAACUUAUUCUGUUUUAAAUGCUUUAACACAAAGAUAGUAAUGAUGUGUCAUAGGGUUUGUGGGAAUGUUGGAGAAUAAAAGCUGGUGGCUCCAAGUGAAGCAGUGGGUCACAAUCCACACUUUAGUCUGAUUUAUGAGAUCUCUGAGAUAGAUUCCAUUGAUGUGCUACUGCAGGGUGGGGUGGUGUAAGUGUGCAGCUGCAAUUUCUUUUACAUCUUUAUCUUGUUGUCUAUGCAAUACAACUUUUCUCCCCUUCCACAAUCUUUAAAAAUGGGGCACAUCUCUGGCUCGAAACAGAUCAUUCAAAGCUAUGGAAACUGUAGGGUUGCCAACGCUGCAGGUUUGUCCUUGUGGGUUUCUAUGAACUAGAGAUUUAUUUCCAGAGAAAAGUACAGGAGACAUUAACCAAAUUUUUGGAGAUCAUGAGUAGUCAAAAUUCAUUUAAUUAGAUAUCCAGGUUUGGUUCCUUUUCAAUUAGUCAUGGAAAGGCCGCAUGCUUGGAAGAUGGACCAAUGACAGGAGUGUGGGACUCAUGUGAUGAAACCUCUGGGAUCACACCCAUUCAGAGUUGGCAACCCUAUGACAAUGGCUCAAUUGCACUUAGUGUUUUAAUUCUAUAAAUUUCUAGACCAAUUCUAGCCGUGUAGGGAGGGAAGCGAAUGUACGAUUUAGAAAAAUAAUUUAAUGCAAAAUCAAUAAAAAGUUAUUUUGUGGGCAUUGGCUCACCCAGAAAUUUCUAGUGUUUUAGAGCCUCUUAGAAAAACUCACCACUCCUCUGUAGCUAUAUAACCAUGCAAAUAUAUUCCUGGCUAAGAUUCUGCAGCAGUGUUCAAAUGGACUGUAUAUUGCUUUACAUGUUGUUCAGUGCAGUAACUUUACACUUCUGCAUCUGUACAUUAGAUAAAUGUAACUAUUCAGAAUUGUCCAAUGUAUAAUUUUUGUUGACUAUUCCUGCUAUAGUGUGUUGAGUUUUGUAUUCUUCUGGCUUGAAGGAAAUCCUUCCACCAAAAAGCAUUGAACAAUUGACCAGAAAAAUAAUCAUCACUUGUGAAGAAACAUGUUCAGAAGAUUACUAAGAAGAUACAUGUCCCAUUUUACAAAAACGGUAUGGAGGUACUGGAUAAAUUGCCAUAAAGGUUUUUAAGAAUGAUCCCAGAACUGAAAGGAUGUAAUUAUUAGGAAAACUGAACAAGGUGAUAAAGGAAUAGUAGAUUAUGCAGGUAGGGUUUGUUGAAGUGGAAUAAAAGAAGUUUUGUAUGGAGUAUAAUUGGAGUGGCCAAUGGACCUGUAUCUGACUCUAAAUCAGAAUAAUCAAGAAUUAUUGAAUAUUAUUAGGAAUAGUUAUUCAUUAAAUCAACACUUCUCAGUUGAUGUCUUAAAAACUGAUAUCCCUUUCACAAGUUGGCAUUUUUUUUAUAAUUCUGAAAAUUUAGAACAUAUUCUCAUAUUUGCAUGAGGAAUCUUGAGGCCAAGGUUAAACUUGCACUUAAAAUAAUGACUGGUUCCCCUUUCAAUAAACUACACAUCACUGGAAAACAAAAUAGAAUUUGAGAUUGAUUCUCAUUUAAAAGCUUAGCCAACAGAAUUUACCAAUCCUUCAACCAGCUUUGUCAAGAAAUGAUUUGCCGAGAACACUAUCGCUGGAGAGAACCCAUGACUAGAGACCUAAUGUAAAAUUUGCUGUUGCUUGAUUGGUUCAGGAAAUAUAUCACACUUUUUUGAAAAAAACUGACUUAAACACACAAGCAUAAGUGAUAUGACAUGUAACUAACUUAUCCUCUGCUUAUUUACAGAAUCUUACCCCAGAAAGAUUUAUUGAGGCAUUUUUACGCCAAUCUGAUAAUGAGAUAGUUGCAGCUUUUAAUUGCUUGAUUAACCAAGGUUCAGUAUUUCUAUAAAACUGCAGUUACAGAGGAUGGUUAUUUUGAAACUGGGUGGUGUUUGAUAAUUCAUUCAACCAAAACAGAUUGAAUAAGAGAUAACAAAGUGUGGAGCUGGAUGAACACAGCAGGCCAAACAGCAUCUCAGGAGCACAAAAGCUGACGUUUCGGGCCUAGACCCUUCAUCAGAGAGAUGGCUGUUGUGCUGAUGAGAUGCUGCUUGGCCUGCUGUGUUCAUCCAGCUCCACACUUUGUUAUCUUGGAUUCUCCAGCAUCUGCAGUUCCCAUUAUCUCUGAUACAAAUUGAAUAAGGUCCAUGUUGUGCGUAACUUACCCUCUGCAAAUUGGGCGUUGUGUUUUCCUACUUGAGUGACUGUUGUUUAGUUAGCAAUAGGAAUAUCCUAAAGUCAUGGAAGGUACUGUUUAAAUGCAAUUGUCUGUCUUUAGCGAUUUUGAUUUCUAAAAGCUUACAGCUGGAAUUUGACAGUGACUGUGAUUAAGCAUUAAAAAAGCAAUGUCUCACA
Stegostoma tigrinum is the source of this 4545-nucleotide messenger RNA. RefSeq names its product target of myb1 membrane trafficking protein (gene tom1). The record is from RefSeq and is a predicted model, not a curated record. Gene Ontology annotation, molecular function: clathrin binding; ubiquitin binding; phosphatidylinositol binding. Lineage: Eukaryota; Metazoa; Chordata; Chondrichthyes; Orectolobiformes; Stegostomatidae. Gene Ontology annotation, biological process: signal transduction. The transcript is spliced from 16 exons. Gene Ontology annotation, cellular component: membrane; endosome. Bases 96 to 1652 code for a protein of 518 amino acids.